AUGUCAUUGGUUCUGCCCUUGGCGGCCGAUCUUGAUAAGCUGUCCUCCUUACCGAGUGGCCAACAAGGUCUUGAAGACCAAUCCGUGUUUGGAAUGAGAGACCUGGGUCCCUUCUCCGGUGCUGGCAGGAAGGACGGUCGAACAGGUCGUGAACAAUCAUAUGACGAUCUCAGCUCGGUCGACCAAGGUUUACACAAACCGGGAUCAAUUCCUUCAUAUGGCAGUGCAAGAAAUCCAUACUCGGAUCGUGGACAUACACGGGUAUAA
This is a messenger RNA of Penicillium samsonianum, 267 nucleotides long. RefSeq lists its product as uncharacterized. The coding region runs from base 1 to 267 and encodes 88 amino acids. Lineage: Eukaryota; Fungi; Ascomycota; Eurotiomycetes; Eurotiales; Aspergillaceae. The record is from RefSeq and is a predicted model, not a curated record. The transcript has a single exon.